Messenger RNA from Castor canadensis (American beaver), 3488 nucleotides. It is a transcript of the gene Znf853, whose product is annotated as zinc finger protein 853. The record is from RefSeq and is a predicted model, not a curated record. Gene Ontology annotation, cellular component: nucleus. Gene Ontology annotation, biological process: regulation of gene expression. NCBI's taxonomy places the organism in Eukaryota, Metazoa, Chordata, Mammalia, Rodentia, Castoridae.
GCUCUUUCUGGAUGGAGGCGCCUCGGGAAGGAGCUGGCUGAAUGCUGUGGCCUUCACCUUGCAGCCUCCACUGACCACACCUCCCCUAGUGCAGAGGCUGCCGCCAGAAGGAAAUGUUGUACCAGCCAGCAUCUCAGGUUCCUGGUGUGACCUCCAGGAUGGAACUGGGACCAGCGGCGACAGAGACCUUCGUGUUGGAACUGCGAUGUCUUGAGGAUGGAGGCCCAGGGCCCGACACCCUGUCAGGUGGCAGCGGUGGAAGCGACAGUCAGGAAGAUGAAGAGACUCAGGAAGGCAGAAGCAGCCCACCACGACCAGCAGUUUCUGCCUCAAUGGGGGCCAGUAGCAUCACUGAGGAAGGCCAGCUGGGACAACAGGACUUUCAAGGACAACAGUCAGAGCAUCAUCCAACACUACACCAACAGCCGGAGCACCAGCAGGAACAGCAACCACAGCGCCCACCGCUGGGUCAUCAGCUGGAAUCGCAACAAGAGCAUUCACAGCAGGACGGGCAACAGCAGCUGUCUCAGCCACCACAGGAACCACAGGAACCACAGGAAAGCCACCAAUCCACGCAGCACCAAGAACUGAAGCCAGAGCUGCAGCUAACACAGCAGCAUGGACAGGGACGUGAGCAGCAAGUGCCGGAGCAACAAUCACAGAAGCCACAGCCACACCAAGUGAAAGAGCAACAGCCGGUGCACCAGCAGCAGGAACCGCUACCACAGCAGCCAGUGCAAGUUCAAGAGCAACAGCUGUUGCGGCAGCAGGAGCAGCACCAGCAGCAGCAGUUGUUGCAACAGCACCACCAGGAGCAGUUAAGGCAGCAGCUGCUCCAGCAGCAGCAUCUGCUCCAGCAGCAGGAACAAUUGCAGCAGCAGCAGUUUCAGCAGCAGCAGGAGCAGCUCCAGCAGCAGCAGCUCCUCUUGUUGCAGCAGCAGGAGCAGUUACGGCAGCAGCUGCUGCAGCAGCAGCAACAGGCACAACUGCAGCAGCAGCUGCUGCAGCAGCAGCAGGCACAGAUACAGCAGCAGCUGCUGCUGCAGCAGCAGGAACAGCUGCAGCAGCAGCAGCAGCUCCAGCAGCAGCAGCAGCUGUUGCAGCAGCAGCAGGAACAGCUCCAACAGCAACAGUUGUUGCAACAACAGCAGGAACAGCUGCAGCCAGAGGAGGAAGAGGUGGAACUGGAGCUCAUGCCAGUGGACAUGGGGACGGAGGAGGAGCUGGCACAGCAGCGGCAAGAGCUGGAGCGGCAGCAGGAGCUGGAGCGGCAGCAGGAGCAGCGGCAGCUGCAGCUCAAACUGCAAGAGCAGCUGCAGCAGCUGGAACAGCAGUUGGAGCAGCAGCAACAGCUGGAGCAGCAGCAGCAGCUGGAGCAGCAGGAGGUCCAGCUGGAGCUGACCCCCGUGGACCUGGGCGCCCAGUCACAGGAGGUGCAGCUGGAGCUGACCCCCGUGCAGCCCGAGCUGCAGCUGGAACUGGUGCCCGCCCCAGGGAGCGGCGGGGCUGCUGUCCCAGGAGCUCCAGCAGCCGUGGUGGUGGCCCCUCCGGGCUACGUGGUGCUGCAAGAGCUCAUGGUGCUGCCGGCCGUGAGCACGUCGGCCGUGGUGGCCAUCCCGGGUCCGGCGGGCAGUGCGGCGCUGACACCUGCGCGACAGCGGCGGCGGCGGCGCGCACGGGACAGGCCGACCAUCUGCGGGGAGUGUGGCAAAGGCUUCAGCCGCAGCACGGACCUGGUGCGGCACCAGGCCACGCACACCGGCGAGCGGCCGCACCGCUGCGGCGAGUGCGGCAAGGGCUUCUCGCAGCACUCCAAUCUGGUGACACACCAGCGCAUCCACACGGGCGAGAAGCCCUACGCCUGCUCCUACUGCUCCAAGCGCUUCAGCGAGAGCUCGGCGCUCGUGCAGCACCAGCGCACGCACACGGGCGAGCGGCCCUACGCCUGCGGCGACUGCGGCAAGCGCUUCAGCGUCUCGUCCAACCUGCUGCGCCACCGGCGCACGCACUCCGGGGAGCGGCCGUAUGUGUGCGAGGACUGCGGCGAGCGCUUCCGCCACAAGGUGCAGAUCCGGCGCCACGAGCGCCAGCUGCACGGGGCCGGACGCUCGCGGGGCCUCGGUCUGCUGCGACCUUCGCGGCCCGCGCCCUCGGGGGGCGCAUCGCGUGCCCAGCAGGCCUCCGGGCCACCCGCCAGCAAGGCAUCGUGAUGCGGGUGCGCCUCGCCUCCCAGCACAGGGCGGGGGACGGGCUGGCAGCGCGCGGGUGGGAGGGGCUGGGGGGGGCUGAUGCACCUGACACCACGUUGUGAUCUUGACCCCAGUGUGUGAUCUUGACCCCAGUUCUCCUUAUCUCUGGACACCCUGGGGGUGAGGGGGAAGGGAGAAUUGAAAAAAAACAAAAAAACUUCCAUCAUCCCCUGAGACUCUCUAAGAAGUACCAGGUUUACAAAUUCACCCCCAAAAAUCAUCCUCAAGAGAACAGCCCCCGUGGCUCAAACAGCACCAGGGGAAACCGAUGGGCGAGAGGGCUGCCUAGUUUGGGGUUUUUUUUCUUUUUAUUUCUCUUAUGAGAAAAUUGGACGAACAACUUGGUGACGUUUGACGCCAACUGAACACUAACCAGGGAAUAAAAAAUAUAUAUGAGGUGAUAGGCACACGGAAAAGAUUGGAUGCUGAUGGAAAUUAUGUCAAAGAGAAAAAAAAAGGGUGGGGGUGGUUGAAAGAAAACUUACCUGCUUUAUGCAAAGAACUGAGCAAGGCACUGAAUUGUCCUUGGUGUCAUUGGCCUUGAAAAAAUACCUGCUGGGUAAAAGUCCCUGGGGGAAAUAAUUCUGAUGGAAAUGCCUGUGUUCAUAGACAUGGGGUCACAGUGUUCACAGGGUCAACGUGCAGACAAAUGCCAGAAAGUUCUGCUCUGGGCUAAAGGUUUAACCUUCCAUCCUGGAGAGCCCAAGUUUCUGUACCUGUUGGAGGCAGGUUCUCGGGCCUCUGCUACAAAUGUUCCCAAGUCCCCUUGCAGCCCCCAGGCAUGUCCCCUGAAAUGAGAUCCUGAGAGAGCUCCAGGUUUGCCCUAUGGAGGCCAGGGCUGCCCAGGUGCUGCUCUGGUGCUGGCAAAUUGAGACUCCAGGUGGAAGACUCCCCCGGACCAGGCUGCGGGAGGGGCUGCCUGAGCACACCCUGCCUCCUGGCUGGGAAGAAUCAGGAGUGACAGAAAGGUUAUUUACCACCUCACCAAAUCGUUGAGGGGGUGGGGUGGGGCAAGGGCUGUAUGAGCUGCAGUAAUCGCUGAUGUCUCCUGGGAAGGCAGGCAGGUGGAGGAGGCCACCUGCUGCCUUUGGCCUCCGGGCUCUACCUGACCUGUCUUCACAGGGUGGCUGCUUGGUUUUGCCUCUCUCUCCCUGCCCUUGCUUCUCUUUUACUGACACAACCACGUUUUCCAUGUGUGUUGGUAAGUGAGAAACAAAACAUGAAAAAUAAAACGAAGAG